Messenger RNA from Centruroides sculpturatus (bark scorpion), 913 nucleotides. RefSeq lists its product as uncharacterized. The transcript has 6 exons. Lineage: Eukaryota; Metazoa; Arthropoda; Arachnida; Scorpiones; Buthidae. Bases 204 to 704 code for a protein of 166 amino acids. The record is from RefSeq and is a predicted model, not a curated record.
AAUUUCUUAAUGUCAUUUUUAUUGUUCUUUUAUUAAAGAAAAGCUGUAUCAUUUCUUACAAGUAGGGUACAGUCUUACAAAUAAUAACAUAAUCCUGAAAAUUCGAUUAAUAAAUCAUCGAUUUUUAUAAAAUUAUUGUAAAUCAGUCGAAGGAAAAUUUUUAUUCUAAACUUCGUUUCUAUAUAAAUAAUUUCUAAAUUAAAAUGCAAAAACGUUCUAAAAGAAGCCCUAAUACUCAUUCAUCUCCUGAAGAUUGCGAUACAACAAUUGUUAUCAAGCAUUCAACAUCAAAACCAAAUGUUAAAUUCGAGCCAAUGGAAGAAAAAGAUUUUGAAGAUUUCACUCCUCAUAAAACUCCAUCGCAGCUGUCAGUUAGAACUACAAUCAACAUUGAUGAUUCUCCCGAUGGCAAAUACGGCACAGAAGGCACAACUGAAUCUGAAGAUGAAGGAACUGUAUAUUAUCCCAGAGCGCAUCGUCCAAAGAAAAAACAAUUUACUCCAGAGUCUCCUCCCAAAAAAUUACCUUUCAUUCGUUAUAAAAUAGAAUUAACUGAUUCUGAUGACGACGAUGAUGAUUACUUUAUACCCAUUAAACCUGCUUUACAUGAAAGUUUAGGAAAACGCAAUGCUUCGAGAUUUAGAGAACACGGAUAUAACGUGAAGCAUAAAAUUUUAGUAGGGAAUGACGGCGCAUCAAAAUAAUUAACGUGUCAUUUGGUUUAAUUGCUAUAUCAUAGAUUGUUAUCUCGUUAAAAAUUAAAACAAAAUAAAUUUUUUAAAGCAAGAAAGUGUCAUAAUGUAAAUUGCUUUUAUCUCAAUCAUCUUACAGUAGGAAACUUGAAAAUGUCUGUGUGGUGCAUCCCUCUGAUUCUGUCACUCUAGGCGACUGCCUAUAUCGAGUCUUGUUAAGU